Molecule: messenger RNA, 1494 nt
Organism: Mesitornis unicolor (brown roatelo)
Lineage: Eukaryota; Metazoa; Chordata; Aves; Mesitornithiformes; Mesitornithidae
Product: ecto-NOX disulfide-thiol exchanger 1-like
Exons: 6
Biological process (GO): ultradian rhythm
Cellular component (GO): external side of plasma membrane; plasma membrane
Molecular function (GO): protein-disulfide reductase activity
Source: RefSeq, a predicted model, not a curated record
CUCUAGCCGCCCAAGCGUAUGCGCUAAAGGAAGAGAACGAUAGUCUCCGAUGGCAGCUGGAUGCUUAUAGGAACGAAGUGGAACUCCUGAAACAGGAGAAAGGACAGCUUUUUCGAACAGAAGAAAGCCUUACGAAGGACCAGCAGCUGCAGUUCCUUCAGCAGACAAUGCAAGGCAUGCAGCAGCAAUUGCUAAGCAUACAGGAAGAAUUAAAUAACAAAAAAUCCGAACUGGAGCAAGCCAAGGAAGAGCAAACACAUACACAAGCGAUGCUUAAAGUCCUGCAGGAACAGUUAAAAAGCGCCAAGGAAUUAGCAGAAAUCAAUGAGCAUGAUGAAUCUCAGGCAAAUGAAAUCAAUGUAUUGACAGUAGCAUUGGUCAACCAAGACAGAGAAAAAAAUUCAGAGAAAAGAAGCCCGGGUCUAAAAUCAGAGAAAGAGGCACUAUUAAUAGGUAUCAUAUCCACAUUUCUUCACGUCCACCCUUUUGGAGCCAAUAUAGAAUAUCUUUGGUCUUACAUGCAGCAGUUGGACUCUAGGAUCUCUGCAAAUGAGAUAGAAAUGCUUUUGAUGAGACUGCCACGCAUGUUUAAACAAGAAUUCACUGGUGUAGGAGCAACACUGGAAAAGAGGUGGAAGUUUUGUGCCUUUGAAGGAAUUAAAACUGUCUGACUGUGACUAGUAAUGAAGCUAUGCAGAAGAAGAAUUCCUAGAGCAUGGCAGGGUUAUAAAGUAUUAAAGUAAGAAAUUUGGGUUUGGGCACAUAGUAGUAUGUUUUCAAAGUUAUCCAAGCCUAAUUUUAGUUACAUUUGUGACGUUCUCUUGUGAGUGAAAAUGUAGUUGUGCACCAGUUCCUAAAAUAAAAUAAAAAUUUUUUAAAAAGUUUCAAAAAGUGACAGAUCUGUUUCCUAUGAAAACUGAAGAAAGAUACCACAGUCAUAAUGAUUUCAAAAUACUACAUGUCCUACAUCUAAGAAAAGCUCAUUGAGCAAACAGUUAAAGAGAAAGAUUGCCCGGUUAUGGUCGCUAAGCUACAGCGAUGUCUAUGUAAUAUGUAGUAGAACUCAUUAAGUUUUGUUAUUGAAAGUUCUUUCUGUUUAGUAAGAAAAUUGAGUAAUUUUACAGUGAGAAAAAGCAUACCAAAAGAAAACUUGAAGAUGUGUCUGAUGUUAUUGUAUUUUGUAAAUUAAGUUAUAUGCUGUACCAGGGAUUUUUGCCUUAUUGAAAGAGGCCUGAAAAUGUGAUUGGAGUCCUCAAGAAUGCUUUAUCAAGAAUAUUAUUUUUCUAAUGUAAUUAUUCUCCAUUAUAAGUUCUUUUAACAUGGAUUGCAUAUCAAUUUUCAUAAACAUGUAAAUAAGGAGGAAACCAGUGUUACUGUAUUGUAUUUGGUAUGUAACAUUCAGGUUUAUGCAUCAAAAUAAAUAUUCAGUCGCAUUACUGUUACAAAUUUUAUAGCAGAUAUAUUAAUUUUUAUCAAUAAAUAUGACUUCUACCA